Molecule: messenger RNA, 1701 nt
Organism: Polypterus senegalus (gray bichir)
Lineage: Eukaryota; Metazoa; Chordata; Cladistia; Polypteriformes; Polypteridae
Product: zgc:172076
Exons: 9
Coding region: 305-1483 (392 amino acids)
Biological process (GO): phosphocreatine biosynthetic process
Molecular function (GO): creatine kinase activity
Source: RefSeq, a predicted model, not a curated record
UCAAACCAAUAAACUUUCCUGCCUCUUUCAUUGAAUUUACCUUUCCCUAAAACAAAAAAAGAGUCCUGUAGAGUAUGUCUUUGUUCUACAGUGACAUUUUAUUGAACAGUCCUGUAACUUGAAACCAUUCUCUGAAUUCAAUCAGAGCAUGUGUCAGGUGGCUAACAAACAGGGACCUCCCAUGUAAUGUGGGGCUUAUAAAUAAACAGUCUAUAUCUGGCUAGUUCAGUUGUCAGGCCGAGCCCAGUUGGUUAUCUUCACCUUUAUAUUCAUACUGUGUCUUUUGAAGGACGUCAGCUUUCAAAUGUGGAAAUUGCGACCUCCACUAGAAUUACCACUGGCUUCGAAAUACAAGUCUGUUAUUGAGACUUUGUCAAGAGACACUGGAACUGUGAUUAAGAUUUCUAGGCUGUCUGCAGAGGAGGAGUUUCCAGAGCUUCAUAGAAACUAUACACUUAUGGCCAGGGUGCUAACAGUGCCAAUGUAUAAGCGCCUUUGUCAGAAAGUCACAGAAAGUGGCUUCACCUUUGAUGAUGUUAUACAGCCAGGUUUAGAAGAUCCUGGUGACCCUGCCAGAGUGACUGUUGGCUGUGUGGCUGGAGAUGCUGAAUCCUACAAUCUUUUUUGUGAAUUUUUUGACUGCAUCAUCAAACUUUGCCACCAUGGCUUCCAAAUGACACAGAGCCAAAAGAGCAACUUCAACCUGCACAACUUAAAGGGAGCUGAGACCCUUGACGGUGAUUAUGUAUUGAGCUGUGAGAUGCAAAUUUGCCGGAAUGUUGAAGGCUUCUCGUUCCCAACACACUGCAGCAGAGGAGAACGCCGGCAACUGCAGAGUUUGGCUAAGCAAGCCUUUACCAAAAUGGACACAGCCUUUCCAGGUAAAUACUGGCCACUACAUGAAUUGGCACAGGAGGCAACAGAUCCAGGUGUGAAUGAUUGUAUAGCCAGUGGCCCCUCUGUGAUGAUGAUGAGGACUGGAGUGGCCAGAGACUGGCCUGAUGCUCGUGGUGUCUGGAUAAGUCAGAAUGAAACAGUCUACAUAUGGGUUAACAUGGAAGAACAUCUUCAGAUAACGUCUAAACAGGAAGAUGGGAGCAUAAAAGAAGCCUUCGGACUUGCAAUCAACGUUGUGAGAAAGCUUGGAGAGAUGUAUAAAGAACUGAAACAUCCUUUCAUCUGGAAAGACCACCUUGGCUACGUGCUCAGCUCGCCAGCAGUGGUUGGAACAGGACUAAAGGCCACUGUUCAAGUCAAGCUGAAUCACAUCUCCAAGCACCCUAAAUUUGAGGAUAUACUCAGCCGACUGUGCUUAGGUGCCUCUGGGAGUGGAGUCUGCACAAUUUUCAACAAGCGCACGGCCGGAGUAACCGAAGUCGAGCUCCUUCAGUUGGUAGUGGAUGGCAUUAAAUUGCUGAUAGACAUGGACAAGAGCCUUGGACUGGGAGAAGCCAUUGAUUGCCUCUAUCCAACUCAAAAGUAAAAACAAAGACAUCUGCAGCUUAGGAGAGGAAGAUGACAGAAUGAUAGCAACUGAAUGGCAGAAACAGAUGAUACAAAUUUUCAGGUGAUGUACCUCUCAUAUAAGGAAGAUAUAAGCUCUGAAGUACUUUAAUGAGGUCUUUUCUCUUUGGUGUACAAAAGUGACAAAUAAAACGACAGGUAAGACUUGUAACAACUUUAAUAAACUGUGCAAUCUUU